Messenger RNA from Carassius auratus (goldfish), 2740 nucleotides. Its product is annotated as prolyl 3-hydroxylase 1-like. Gene Ontology annotation, molecular function: iron ion binding; protein binding; L-ascorbic acid binding. Bases 1 to 2523 code for a protein of 840 amino acids. The record is from RefSeq and is a predicted model, not a curated record. Gene Ontology annotation, biological process: collagen metabolic process. Gene Ontology annotation, cellular component: endoplasmic reticulum. The transcript is spliced from 15 exons. Lineage: Eukaryota; Metazoa; Chordata; Actinopteri; Cypriniformes; Cyprinidae.
AUGUGGACCUCACUGUCCUUGAUAUCAAUCCUAUCCAGUGUCCAUUUCACCUUGUGUGACACUCAAGCCAAUGGAGUAUUUGAGCCGUACGAUCUGCUUUUUGAUAACGCGGUGGAGGCGUAUUAUAAGCAGGACUGGCUGGCUGUGAUCCUGAACAUGGAAAGGGCUUUGCGGAAUAAAGCAGCGCUGCGUAAAAUCCAGACGGACUGCCGCUUAUCCUGCGCGGAUCACACCGCUUUCGGGGACCCUUUCCCAGGUGUGGGUGUCCCGAUCCCAGGAACCGGGGCCGUGGAGGAUUUAGCGUUUUUCCAGAGGAUUCUCAAACGGGCCGAUUGUGUGGAUGCAUGUGAACGCGAGAAAAUGGGACCACCGACACUCCAUAAAGUUAGUGAGACUAUAGAGCUGGAGUUCAAGAAGAGGACGCCUUACAAUUACCUGCAAGUAGCUUACUUUAAGAUAAACAAGCUUGACAAGGCAGUUGCAGCAGCAAAUACAUUUUUCAUAGCAAACCCUGACCACGUAGAGAUGAAACAGAAUUUAGAGUACUACAUGAUGAUGGCCGGGGUGCAAGAGACAGAUUUCAAGGACCUGGAGGAGAGACCGCACAUGGCUGAAUUUUUAGAGGGCAAGAUUCAUUACAGUGCAGAAGAUUUUGCCCCAGCCAUUGAGCACUUUGAAGCUGCUGUUGAAGAAUAUUUCACUGCUUAUGAAGAAUGCAGAGUUCUUUGCGAAGGAGCCUUCAAUUAUGAUGGUUACAAUUACAUGGAGUACAACGCCGAUCUCUUUCAAUCUAUGACAGAUCAUUACCUUCACGUUCUGAACUGCAAACAGCACUGCGCUGUGGAUCUGGCAUCCACCGCUGGAAGAGAGAAGCCUUUUGAAGAUUUCCUCCCAUCGCACUUUAACUAUCUUCAGUUCUCAUACUAUAACAGUGAGAAAUACGAGCAGGCCAUUGAGUGUGCUAAAACAUACCUGCUCUUCCACCCUGAGGAUGCGGUUAUGGCUCAGAACCUGGCGUACUACUCCGCUGUGCUGGGAGACGACAAAGCCGUCAACAUUACAGCCAGAGAGGUUGUUAAGCAGCACAUUAAGAGGUCUUUGCUGGAAAAAGAGCUUCUUUACUUUGGCUAUGAGAUGUUUGGUAAAACAUUUGUUGAUCCAGACACAUGGACCCCUGAGGACAUCAUACCUAAGAAACUAAGAGACAAACAAAAGGCGGACAAAGAAACAGCUGCGAGGAUUACAGAGGAGAUCAGUAACCUUAUGAAAGAGAUCGAGACACUUGUAGAAGAGAAGAGUAAAGACUCAUCAGACCUGGUCAAGAUGGUAAAAGAUGAUAUCAAUCCAGCACCUACUCAAGAAACUGCCAACAAACUCCCGGAAACCCUGACAUCCUCAUCUCUGAACGGUUCCCAGCGGAUCGUCCUGGAUGCUGUAAUCACAUCCGACGAGUGUCAGGAGCUUCAUCGCCUCUCAAGUGAAGCAGCUAUUCAAGAUGCUUUUAAAGCAACACCCUCCCCUCAUUCGGCGAGUGAGAUGUUUCAGGAUAUUAUGGUUCUCAAAGCUCUACAGGAGGGUCUGGUUCCCUUGAAGAGUGCACGUUUGUUGUCCGACCUCAGUGAGAAAAUUCGAAAGGUUCUGGAAUCCAACUUUGGUCUGGAAUCGCCUCUGUAUUUCUCUAGCUCAAACCUGGUCUGCCGAUCUGCCAUCGAGAAACAGGAGGAGCGCGCAGACUGUCUGCUCAUCUCAGAGCUCAACGACUGUAUCAAAGAUCCAUCAGCAUACAGCGAUCAAGGCUACAGUGCCAUUUUGUACCUCAAUGACAACUUUGAAGGAGGAGAUUUAAUCUUCACUGAGUCAGAUGCCAAAACAGUCUCUUCUGUAGUGAAGCCUCGGUGUGGUAAAGUCGUGGGAUUCAGAGCUGGACAGGAGACCCUUCAUAGAAUGAUGGCAGUAACCAAAGGACAGAGGUGUGCUGUAGUGCUUCGGUUCACUCUGGAUCCUCUUCACAAUGAAAAGGAACGUUUACAGGCUGAAGAACUUCUGAAAAAGUUUUCCAGCCCACUUGAAGCUGAUGUCCAGAGAACAGGAAUGAACAGUGAAGCGAAACCCUCUGAACCUGAAGGAACAGUUUCUACUAAGACAACUGAAAAAGACACAGUAAAGACAAGCACAUCUGCAGAACAACCUUCCACAGCUACAGAGGAUAAGAAAACUGACAGCAAAGUGGUGAAGAAAAGUGAAAAACCAAAGGAAAAAACAUCAAAAAAGCCAGCAAAAAAAGAAACCCAAACAAAAGCUAAAGCAGACAAAACAAAGAGCAAAGAGUCAGACAAAACAAAAAACACCACAGCUGAGAAAAAGAAAUCAAAAACAGCUAACAAGACAAAACCUGUAACAUCAGACAAAAAGAAGAAAACAAGCAAAACAACUGUUAAAAAUACUGCAGAUGACAAGAAAACAAAGCCAACGACCACAGAACCUAAAGACUCUAUAGCUGAAAAUCACAAGGUUGAGUUAUGAGCCUCAUGCAGACUAGCUUCUGUGUUUUAUUCUUUCUUUUUUCUUUUUUAAUAAGUGAUGGAGGACUGCUGAUGGAUCUGUGUUUUUGUAAAAAAAAAAAGACUCUGAAAUACAGUUGUGAAAUUUUGUGCUCCUUGAUGGCAGCUUUCAGAGAUUACAUUUGCCACUUUGCAUUCCCACAAUAACUAAAUAAAAGCGACAUGUUUUUAAAUUAUAA